AUGUCACCACUACUACACCCUUCAAGCUCAGACGAGGAUGUGCCUAUCCUGAUCGUAGGCGGAGGACCAUCUGGUCUUCUUUUGGCAUUCAUGCUCUCUCAACUAAAUGUUCGGUCUCUGGUCGUUGAGCGAUAUCCUACCAGACUGGCGGCUCCCAAAGCACACGCUCUUUCGCCCAGAUCCCUCGAAUUUUGCCGCCAGGCUGGGCUUGAUGUGAAUGAAAUUCGCAGCAUUGGCAGCCCUCGUGAAGAGGCACACUGGGUCAACUUCAUCACUAGCUUGUCGGGGAAGCAAGUGGGUCGCCUGCCUUAUGAACGCAUGGAUCCUGAGGUUUUGAAGGAUACGCCGACAAUGAUUCAUAAUAUUCCUCAGCCAUCAUUCGAAGAGAUGAUCGCCGAAAAGUUAUCCCAGACUGAUUUGGUUGAAGUUCGGAAGAAUCAUUCCUUCGUCAGCUUGAAGCAGGCAGACGGCUAUGUCAUCACAAGUAUUGAGGAUCGAGCUGCUAAGCAUGAAUACAAACUCAAAUCUAGACAUGUUGUCGCCUGUGAUGGAGCCAAGAGUGCCGUUCGAAAGUACCUUGGCGUUGAGAGCGAGGGCGAAGAGACCUGCGAAACUAUGAUGACGAUCCAUUUCAAUGCUAAUCUGAUGCCAGUGCUCAAGGAGCGUGUCGGCAUGCUCCACUGGGUUAUGGACCCUAUGGUAUCUGGAUUUAUUAUUGGCUAUGAUUUGACCGGGAAUCAAGUGCUCAUUUGCAAUUUUGAUCCUGAGAAACAUCCCGUGGAGUCAUGGAACGAAGAACACUGCCGUAAAGUGGUAGAUGCGGCAAUCGGUACGAAGGUUCCUUAUGACAUCCUUAGUUAUCGUCCGUGGGUUUUGAGCCGUAAAGUCGCCUAUUCCUAUAGGGUUGGCCAGGUCUUCUUAGCCGGAGAUGCCGCCCAUUCUUUUCCGCCAACAGGCGGUCUUGGUCUGAAUUCCGGGCUUGGAGAUGUUCACAACCUUGCAUACAAACUUGCAGCUGUUCACCAUGGAUGGGGUGGCGACAUGUUGCUUGACACUUACCAAGCCGAGCGACGUCAAGUGGCCCUGGUCAACUCAAACCAGAGCGUCAAGAAUGGAAAACAGAUAUUUGGUCUCCUUAAGGCCCUCGGUACUACGGAUCCAGACGUGGAUAUUGCGAGAAAAAAUCUCUACCGAAACAUUCAGGAUUCCGAAGCCAUGGUUCAAAUCAACAAAGGAAUUGAGGGCCAGCGAGAGCACUUUGAUAACCUCGGCCUACACAUUGGAUAUGUGUACGGUGACAAGGAAAUACCUCAAAAUGUCUCCCGUUUUGAAUCUCUGUGUGUUCCUGGCGCACGCCUUCCUCAUGCCUGGAUCAAAGUUGCCCCCGGGAUACUCCAAUUGCCUCCAAUUGAUUCCUCUUAUGUGCUUGAGUUCUCGAAGAAUCAGGUCCUGGAGAAACAGUUUUCCACCUUGGACCUGUGUAGCCUCGAUUCUUUCACUUUGAUCGUUGAUGAGGCUAGUGCGUCUAAGGUCAAAUCAAUGGUAGUGAAGGUUGUUGAAGCUCUUCCACCGAAGGUCGCGAAUCUUCUAUCAUUGCGAGUCUUGGUUCUUGGGCAGGACUUUACACUUCAACCUGGAUCAGAGAACCAGCAGUGGGCGAUGCUGAUGGAUUUGAAGGAACAAGCAAUUCUUGUCCGCCCAGAUCAGCAUAUACUAGCAUGCCUUUCGAUUGCAUCCAAGCCUAAAGAUCUUCUUGAACAUCUCGAACAGCAUCUGGCAUGGUAA
Messenger RNA from Penicillium macrosclerotiorum, 1785 nucleotides. RefSeq lists its product as uncharacterized. Gene Ontology annotation, molecular function: FAD binding. The coding region runs from base 1 to 1785 and encodes 594 amino acids. NCBI's taxonomy places the organism in Eukaryota, Fungi, Ascomycota, Eurotiomycetes, Eurotiales, Aspergillaceae. The transcript has 7 exons. The record is from RefSeq and is a predicted model, not a curated record.